GCUUUUACAUCUUACUACAUCUAAGCAACGCAUUGAGCCUCAUAUAAUGUCUCAAACACAAGGCUGAGAGAAAAUUUAGUUACACUACUGUAUCUGAGAAAUUUAGAUAUCUCUGGCUUUCAUAUGGGCUAUUGGACAUCUUGAAUUUUUUCGGGGAUCAAGGUCACACUUGCUUAAUUUGUUUCGGAGGUGAGGUGUGUUAUGUCCAUCAAAGAGCUACGCAAUCAAUUUACAGAACAGUUGAAAUGUCUAGAUCUUAAAUUAGAUAUUGAUUCUACUGUAGUCGCUGAACUUCAGGAUUUUUAUCGUCGACGAGCUAGUGUAGAACAGGAUUAUUCCGAUGCCUUAGCUAAACUUGCCAAUGGGUUAAAACAACGUCAUGUGAAUGAAACAACAAAGUUCUACGUUAAUUGGGUUGUGGCCCCUAAGAAAACCACCUGCUUCGGUUUGAGCACCCGGACAGUAUUCCAGCCCCCACGCAAAUCGAAUGAUUUAUGUGGCGCAUAUCCGUUUUUUUAUGCCUCCUUGUACCUAUGUUUAUGUGUUUUAAUAAUAAUAAUAAUAAUAAUAAUAAUAAUAAUAAUAAUAAUAAUAAUCUGUGUUAAUUACAAACCUUGGUUUUGCCGAUUAUCUUUGAUUUUAUAAUUAUAACAAAAACAUGGUAUAAUAUAAUUUCUGGUUAACGAUUUAUGUUAUUGAUGCAUUAUUUCUUUUGUCAUUUGUUUUUCUAAAAGAAAGUAGGAUUAGAUUAAUUAGGUAUUUUUUACUACUGAAGUUUCAUCUUUGUUUUCACAUAAGAUGCUCCUUUUACAAUGUAGCUCCAUUAAUUGCUCUAUUUAAAUUUUGUAGAAUUUUUAAAGGCAGUUGAAGUAACUAAUCUCCUCAAAUUAUAAUAAUUUGAUUAUUUUCUCUUACUUUCUUGUUUUGAAAAUAUAUUUAGACGCCCUCAUUGGGCGCCUUAUACAGCAACCACCAUAUGGAAUACAUUACUUGGUUCAACAUUACAUCUAGCUGAAGCUCAUGCAACUUUAUCUGAUAUUUUUUCGAAACAAAUGGUUCAACGUUUAGCUGAUAUGGAUGAAGAUGCUGUCCGUUUGCACAAACAGGUGAAGUUUUUAUUUUGUGUGUGUAACUAAUUACAAUAAGCUUAACUUUUCUGUUUUAACAUAUCAUAUUUGAGCCACUGUAAUUAGACUAUUAAUAAAGUUUUAUUGACUUUUUUGAGCAUAAUAUUUUGUUUUAUUGUAUUAGUGUUAUAUCUUGGUAAUUUUUCUGUUGGAUUCGUUAGAUUCACAUUAAUUUCUAACUAGGAACUGUUGAAAUUUAUUUAAUACGAAUUCUUUAUUACAGCCACUGACACACGACAACACAUCAACGUUAACAAUUCACAUGUCCAUAAGAGAUAAAGAAGGCUUGACUUUCACCAUAUCUUUAUAUAAUGAACAGAUGUCAGAAAGGCCAAAAUUCAAGUGGAAUAGCUCUGUUUAUACAGCAACUUAGUAAAAGUAACAUACUAAAGAUGAUAACAACCAGUGAGAAAACUAUAAAGGUCUUGCAGAAAUAUGAAUGAGAAAAAUGUUAUUACAGUUAUAAUUACGAAGAAAUUAACAUUUAUUAACAAAAACUAGAUAACCUGGAGUCUUCUUAACAGUAAAUUUAAAUCAAAAUAUCCUCUUUUGUCGUGUAUAUAUAAUUAGAAUUAAAUAAAAAAGAUUAAUAAAGGUUAUCAGAUGAUUUUUCUUCAUGUUUUAUUAGUUAUUAAUAUUAUCAUAGCAAAUCACGAGUUGUUUCUGCCUGAUUUUACGCAAAUUUUGUCAUCCUCUUUCAUAUGUUCUUGCAAUAUACUUGAUAAUUUAUUUCAUUUAUUUAUAAUAUUAUACGAUAUACACAUUAGGCUUUCUUAUCAAUUCUUUUUUGUUUGUUUCAGUGUUAAAUGAUAUUGUAGUGAAAUCACAAAUAAUUAUUGAUGCACAGAACUGUUAGCGUAGAAAGUGGGAUAAAAGUGUAUAUUGUUCAAGGUAAAAUACCUCUUAGCAAAACAUUAAGGUAAAAUUUACAAAAUGAUAGGAAUGUUAAAGUAAAGUGGUAGGUAAUAGAAAAUGAGUGAUAAUUAGAUGAAGCACUGAAGUUUCAGUUGGUAAGAAGUUAGUAUGGAGAAUGCUGGUCAGCGGCCUAUGCUCCAUUGGGAGUAACAGGCGUAAUUAAGUAAGUAAGAAGUGAGUAUAUCUUGUGCAUUGUAUUUGAUCACGAGCCUUGUGACAUACGCUCUUCAGCCACAUAUUUUUAUAAUCCAGUAAAUUGGAAUCUCCCUACUCACGGUCUGAUAAAGUAGUUUUUUAAGCGAAUGCUGUGAAUUUGUAAUUGGUUACCUUUCGUCACUAUAUAUGUAUUUACUGAGUGCAUAACAUUUGUACUUUAAUAGUGAGCUACAUUUCUAUAAAAGUUUUCUGAUAAAUAGUUUAAUUACACGAAAGUUUGGCGCCAACUUUAUAGAAAAUAGUGUUAAGUUUGUAAAAUCGAGAAAUUAAAGUUUAUUCUUCUGUUUGUCUCAUCAGUAAGUAAGUAAUUCAACUAAGUAAUCAUGUACUUAUAUAUGCAAUCGACAUUAAACCACUUUUCAGUUGUUGUCGUGUGAUGCUCUUUGCAACUGUACAAAUUAAGGUAAUAAUAGUGGGGCUCGAUUAUUUCAUUUUAUAGUUGAAAUUUGAACGUCUUAACUAUAACUUCACUUAUGAGUAUAAUCAUAAUGACAUUCUUGACAAAUAUUAUCCUACUAUAACUUCCUUCCACUCUAAAACCAAUCAACCUUGAUACAUUUUCAAUAUCAAAAACUUCGAAAACUUUAUUACUCACUAUUUAGUAUGCGACAGUUUGUGACUGCUACCUACAAAUACGGUUUCACCUUGAAAUAUGUAAUUUGUCAGUAAUUUCUAGUUGAUGGUCAAGUGUGUAAAUGUGUCUGAACAUUAUUAUGAUCACUUAAUUCGUCAAGAAUAUUUACAUUUUUAUCUAUCCAGAUGCGUUGAUUGAUUGAUAUGUUUGUUUAUGUUUAUUGGAGAAUGAUUUUUGAAGAAAUCCAUUUCACUCACUAUAUAUUUAUAUGUAAAGGUCAUUCUAGAACUUAUUAUUUAAUCUGUGAAAGUCUUACUUUAUUACUAACUAAAUAGGUCAUGAUUAUUUUUAUUUCAAAAUAGUUUCAUUCCAUUCACUUAUAUUGCUAUUUAAUGACAUUUUUGUAUUCUAUAGAAUUGUCUGAAUACCUCUAGGGUAUUUAUCAUCAUUUGUGGCGAUGUUUAUGACCAUUAACAAUAAAAUAAAUGAAUAAUUUUUUGGUUCCAUUAUUUUUCACUUCUGAAUUGAUUCCAGUUGAAUGAAUUGUAAUAGUAACGAAAGUAAUUAAAUCAAUAUAAAAGUCAGUGUUUUGAUGCAAUGUAAAUUAGUUCUUGUUUUAGGUACUUUGUUUUUUAUGUCUUCGUCUCUUUUUUAUCCAGGCACUCAAUUUUCAUUCAUUCUGUCAGGGUCGAAACCUAUCUGUGCUUUUCACAUUUCAGUUCCGUUGUAGUCUUCUUGUGUAAUUGUUAGUCAUUUUAUUUAUUUAUUUAUUUAUUUUAACACAGAUAUUGGUACAAGGAGGCACCAAAUAAAUAUGCGCCACACAAAUCUCAUUCGAUAUGUGUGAGGGCUGUGAUACUGCACGGGUGCCCAAACCGAACCAGGUGGUUUUCUUAGGGGGCCACUCCCCGAGCCUUCGACCUGAAUGUCUGAUCCACAAGGUAGUGGAGCAUCGUAAGGAGAUGCAGUCCCAUGGAAGCCGGUGACCAACAAUUGGUUCAUACUCCAUUUGUUCCCAUAGGAUACUGGAGUCCAUGUGCACCAUUGGUUUGGAAUCCGGUUAAAGCGCCGGACAUUCGCUUUUCGUCUUCUCAUUUUCGUAAACAAAACCCCGGCCACGAGAAGGCAGUGAGUAGGACUUCCCUGGCAGAGGCUGUAUACGCGUGGCCGUGUGAGAGCAUUUGGAGAGGGAGAGCGGACUCUCCCCACUCUCGGCCAUACCAGGGCAUUUGGGAUCCAUUUAGUCAUUUAGUCAAUAAAUUUUUGUGCUUGUGACGUCACAUCAUAUUAUUUUAAAAAUGUUUGUUUUGAUACAUGUUUAGGAAUAUCUUCUUUCAAACUCAUUGUAUAUUUCUAGUUUUCUUUUAUCUGUGUGAAGUUUGGGAUUUCACUAAUUCAAUACUUAUAUGGUGUAUGCUACUUACGUUGACAGUAUGUAACACCAAUUAGAAGUGGAAUAUAUAGCAGCAGAAGAUUGAGAAGAUCGAUCUGAAGAUAGCAGAAAUGUAAACAGAAUAAUUGUAAUAACAACAGGAAUGAAGGAACAAUGAAGUUUUUAAGAGAUAACUGAUAUAAGAUAUGCAAAUGAUAUAUUUAAUGUAUGGUUUUCACAUUUCACGGAGGCAUUCUGUAAUUUUGCACUAGGCAAUAAAUUGGUUAUCCCCCCAAAAAUGUAGUGAAGGGAGACUUUCAUUCAUUCCUGUUGUCUUCAGUUCGAUCUUCUCAAUUCCACUUUCAGUUGGUGUUACAUACUACUUAUAUCUGUCGACGUAAGUAGCAUACACCACACUUGUAUCAUUAUCUUUGGUUCUUUUAAUUUUUAGUUAAAUUUCCUUUGUUACUCCUUUUUGUAAAUUGUAUCUUAUCGGACCUAUCUGUGUUUGUUCCAGAUUUAACGUUUUUACAUCUGUCAAGUUUUUGGUUAUUUAGAAAUGAAUUAGACUGAAUAUUCUAGAAAAUAUUUUAUUGUUGCUAAAAUACGUUCAAUCAUGUGAAAGGAUAUGUCAGUAGUUACUGUACUUCGAAUGAUGGAACGCUAAAAUUCCUUGUUUUUUUCCAGGAUGCCUGUAAUUAUUGGUUAGUUAGGUUAAGUACUAAUUGAUGUACCAUGGAAUAUAAACGAUCGGUUACCAACUCAGUGGUCUAAAGGUUAAGUGCCCAUCGUAAGACCCGAAUGUCUUAGGCUUGGUCCGCAGAUGGACCAGGGCUAUAUAAUGUAGGAUGCUCUUAUCCUAAGAUGAAACAGUUCGUGAUUUAAAUUAUGAAAUUUAACAGGCUUCACAAACCCCUUAAACCAAUAAAUACUAAUUACUCGAAAAUUAUUGUUAUACUUUAACCAGAUCAUCGGGAUAUUUAGUGCUUUAUAGAAUAAUCUAACAUGAAAUGUGUACGACGUUUUUAUUCUAAUACAGCUGAACACGUCUGUACUUAACUUGUUACAACAUUGCUUGAUGCUCAAAAGUUAUUGUUGGUUAUGAUGGAUAUAAUCAUAUCAGAAAUACUUAAAUAACCACUUUUUUGUCAUGAAGAACAUUAUUAUCAACAAAAUUAUAUAAAAGGUUAAAUAGCAAAGAAUUGAGGUUGGAACUUACGAAAUAAAAUGAAUUAAUGUUUUUCUGUUCAAUUCUUUGUUCUUGUUCUCUUCAAGAUAAUGAGGAGAAAUUAAUAUAUGAAAAUUAUGUAAUCUAGGCAAAAAUUGUUCAUCAAAGUAUCAUUGCUUUGUAUUUGAUUCAAAAUAUUGUAAAAUAACUGCAUAGCAUCAAUGAAUCCAUAGAUCGGAGUUGUCAUAUUGAAAAUCAAUACGCCUACCUGACGAAUGAGAAUCAGUUAGUUAUGUGAUUACUUGUCUUCUUAUUAAUGUCCACUAAGUUGUCCAUCAGUUUCUUCCUUCUGGUUCAUUUCAACGCUUUUCUCUCCUUUUUUCGUUCCUCGCUUAUAUCCUCUUGUCCUGUGAAUAAUUUAGAAGCUUGAAUCGAUAAACUCUUGUUCAGACUAACUUGAUCUAUUCACCUAUCUAUCUAUCCAUCCAUCCAUCCAUCCAUCCAUCCAUCCAUCAGAAAACAUUGUUUUUCACUUAGUUUCAUUAUUGAACUUAUUGUGUCUAUAAUCUUAUCAACAUAAAUUUUGUUGUCAAACCUAAUAUAAAGAGUUUUUUUCUAAAUGAUUGACAAUUUAAACGCUUCCCGAUAGUUUAAAUAGAAAAUCUAUCCCCUGUACUUAUUGAAAUAUAUCAUUAUUUUCGGUGAAACUCACUAAUCGAAUACAAAAUCAUGAAGGGUGGUGAUAAACUACUCAGCUAUCCAAAUCCAUCCCAAAGUUAAGGAAUUUGAUGUUUUAACCUUUAUAUCAACACCCACCCAUUUUUUACCAGAAUGUUAUCACUCGAUUAGUCAAAACGGCGAGACUAUAAUUUAUGGACGAACCAAUCAGGUGUCAGAUUUUGGUGCGAAAUUCACCCAUCCAUUUGGCUAAAUAGAGUUUUAGCAUUAUAGCUGAUAUCAGUUCGUGAUGACAACCCUAAAUCUAAUUCCUAACCCUAACAACUGUAAAUCAUAGUAAAUCAUAAUUCCUCACGCUUGUUUAUGGCACUCAUUUGGACUUGUUAUCAAGUGAACACUCUCAAGGUCACUUUAGCGUCGCUCAAAGGUCGUCCAUAAAUUAUAGUUUCACCGAUUUGUAGUUCAGGUGGAUUAUUCAGGUUGCGUUUUCUCUGAUCUGGAUGGUUUAGUCAUAGAGCUUGGAUUGUUCGUCCGAACAACAUCAUCAACCCCGACGUCAGGGAGAAUUUUGUGUUGGUGAUGUUUUCUAGAUGAACCAACAACCAAACCACCCAGCUCAGAGAACAAAACUCCACCUAAGAUGACAUACCAAAUAUUGAACUCUAGAAUAAACCUUAUUAAGAGUCAUUCAACAAACAGGAUUGAAAGAUAUGACAACUUUAGAUCACUCAAUUUUCAGUAGAAUUAAUCCCUGACUAUCAGGUUUAAUUCUUGCCCAAUCACAUCACAGUGAUUUUAUUUAUUUGCUUUUUUCUGCAUUACAUAAUAGUUUUAAACUUACCGAUAAUAUUUCAUAAAAUUCAUUGUAUUUCACAUGAACCAAUAUAUUGUCUUAAUUGUUUAUUCGAUAAACGUGUGAAAGUGAAAUUCUUAUAGAAAUAUUUACCUUCUUGAUUUGUGUAGGUUGUGCAAUUAUAAUCAUACUUUGCCUGUUUCUGUGAUUCACCUGGUCUGUAUUAGUCAUGGGGACUGUAUGAAAUGUAAAUAGAAAUGGAGCUAUCGCUAUAUAUGUGCAUUUUUGUAAUUGUAGGAUUAUUGGCUACAGUCAACGAAAAGCAGAUAGCUGUAUGUUUCACUCAGGCGAACGUUGAGACUGUUUGAAUGAUAUUUAAUCAUUAUUGUAAAAUCUGAAAUUGUAUAUGUUAGCUAUUGUAAAAUAUGCCAAAAUUACUUAGUUUAGCAAUGAUCUUACUUUUUCUGUAAACGUUAAGAGUGAAUGUGUAAGAAAGAAUAACAAAUAUAAUAGUAAUCUUCUUAAUAGUAGUUUUAAAGUGAUAAUUAACCAUUCAAAUCUGUAGGUAAAUACACAGUAACUUCAGAAAGUGGGGAAUACUAUGUCUGGAGAAGUUGUUAGUGUUGGAUUUUGGUUUAUUUGAUCUCUUCGUACCUUUAAAACUAGGGAACUAAACAUUUUUCUACAUAAUAUUACUUUAGAUAGUUAAAAUAAUAGCAAAUCUAUGUAUGUCACUGUAACAAUGUACUCAAUUAAUGAAGGGAUUUUAUGGUGAUUGGUUUGGCUUGUAAGUAAUAUUCGUCAUGUAUUGAUUUUAUUCAGGGUACCAUUGAAAACCAAGUAGCAUUUGACGUCUGUUUCGUCUUUGUGAAGAACUCAGACGUGGAUAUAUACCAACCUUCCGAAAAUCAACCCCGGGACUUUGAAUGCUCAUAGCAAGCUUCUAACCAAUGUGCUUCUAGAUUGGCAUCUAGUGGUACAUAUUUUCAACUUCAAUCGAUUCAUAAGGUAGCGCGAUGAUCACUCAAUGAAAUUGAUGGGUACGGUUUCAUUCGUAACAUCAUUUGAUUUUACCGGUCACAAUUUAUCGCUGAAAUUUCAGGGGGUUGUCUCAAGCCACGAUUAUGAUAUUCAUAGCUUUUGUAAAGAUCGGUUGAAAUUGAACGUGGUUCACGUUACAGACUGACCUAAAUUGUGAGUAAACAUCGUGUUAUAUGAUGGAUUGGUUAAGGUUGGAAAUAUGUACCAGUAGAUACUAACUUAUUAAUAUAAUAGUUAAGCGCUGAUCGCGAAACCUAAGGGUUUUGCAUCUGAUCACCGACAGAGUCAUGGAUGUUUACUCCCGAGAAGUCCUAUACUGAGACGAAACAGCUGUCUAACAUUCCUUGUUUUUCCACAGUAUCUCAACUGAGGUCACUCUGUGACAAAUGCCAUUUGAAAGUCUGAUUAAUUAUUUGCAAUUUUUUUCAAUUAUCAUCGAACUAUGUAAAAAGCAUCAAGCCCGAUUUUCGUUCUAAUUUAAUGUCAGUGAAACGUUUUCGUUUUAUUUGUAUAGUUGAUAAAAGAUAUAUAUGUUUGUAUUUUAUUUGUGUAGUGUCGUGAAAUGAUGUCCUCAUGUCAAGAUCGUGUUUUAGCCAAUACUACUAAACUCCAGGCCGAUCAACGUGAAUAUGCACAUAGACAAGCCGCAGCAUUAGAGGCUGAUCGAAUCCGUCGUCGUGCUGAAGAUAAACUGUUAGCUGCUAAUCAAAAAGCCCGUAGUAAAGGCAAAGAUCCUGAUAAUAGUCAACGGUCUAUGCGAGCUCAAAAUGAAUUCGACUUGGUUAGUGCACAGAUAUAAUAACACUUUUGCUUAUAUCAUGAUAAUAGAUUUGAUUUUAGAUGGAUAAUAUAUAAUUUCUUUUUCUUCCUCACAAUGUUUUUUUCCUUCAGUGUUGUAUGAGAGUGCCUACUUACAAUGAGAAAUUUAUUUUAGUGGUUUUAUGUACGCGAUUUCCAAGUUUUUUCACUUUCAUAUUCUCAUUUUAAUGUUUGGUUUUAAUAUGUAGGUAUGUUGUUAGAUCCCAAUAACUAUUCUGAAAACGGAUGUACGCUAAUGUGUAUCAUAACAACUGAAGGAAUUGAAAUAGAAGGGCCGUUAUUUUUUCGUAGUACAAUACGAAAGCAAAACGGUGCUUAAACAAAGCAGAACCUCAUUUAGUGGUGUAGAGUACUCCAGUUUGCAUCAUGUCAUGAAUAACUUUUUGUCGACUUUUUCACCUAUAUACAUUGUUUAUCACUGAUUAUUCCUAUUCCCUUUGUCGCUCAGCUUUUGCUUUCUACAAAGUUACCUAAUCAGUCUGUCUUCUCUCUCUGUCUAUGCAUCAAAUUAUUCCACCUACGAUUGAUUUUUUGUAUGGAACUAGAUUAUGGAUUCAUAAAAUGUAUUUAUUCUUAAUCAUAAUCUUCGGUGUUAUUGUUUGGUUAUUUUCUAUCGAUAUACCAAAGAUGAUUUGUACUGAACAUUUUGAACCUGUUUAUUUUCUCUUUCUUUGCUUGCUUUUUUGCACUUGUAUUAUUUAUCUUAUCCUUACUUUUACUGUUCAUAUAAAGAAGGAUGUACAGAUAUUUCUAUUUUUCACAUUGUAUGUCAAUAAUGGAUAAAAAAAAUUUCUAACCAUUCAUCUGAAGAGAUGUUAACAUUGGAUAAGUUAAGUUGGAAAGUUAACAAUAAAUAAAGCAUACAAUUUAUACGAUUUGUUACAAAAGCUAUCUUUCCUUCGGUAGUUGUAUGAACAAUCAAUACGCUGAAGUUUCCAAGAAGUACUUAGAAGUGAAAAUCUAUCUGGUUUAUUAAGUUGUAUUAGUUUGCCUAAUACAUUUCAUCAUGCCAUUAUAAAAAUCUUUUUUAUUAUUAAACAGCAUGAUUAACGUGAGUUAUUCUUGUUCAUUUGUGUAUACUCAACUAAAGAUUUGUUUGAAGUUGGUAACCGAAAAACCACGAAUAGUUGUUCAAUCUCAUAUUUUCUGCACUUGAAAGAAUCAUAUGGAUCUCAAUUCUUAUUUAUUUAAUUGAAAUAAUCCUGUUACAACAUUGAGAAACGAAGACUCAGCAUUUCUUCAAAAAUAUUAAUGCACAGAAAACUAACAUUGAGUGGUCGGGGGUCUACGAAUUUUUAAAGCUGAAUGCCUUUGGUUCAGAAGAAAAAUUGAAUUCACUCUGUAUUUUCGAGGCCUAAAUUAGCCAAUAUCUGUCUAUUUUACUGUACUUUUAUACGGUUGUCAUUAAUGACAUUGUCGAAUUUUCCUUUACUUUUAUUCUUCCGAUUCGUGUGCAUGGUAAAUAUGGUCUCUCAAACUAAGCGAGUAAAUGUUCUCUCAUCAUAAUAAUGUAAACUUUUAAUCUUAGUUACCAAGUUUCCAAUGAGUCCAGAAAUGCUUGAAACUAAAUUUGUUUUGUCAAGUCAGAAAACACUAUUUGAUCACUCAGAUCAAAACAGAUAUAAAUGCAGUAUAAAUUUACGAUUCAGUUGUCUAAAAGAAUGGAGGUUUUGGCAUUGAGCUAACGCUAUUUUACGAAAUAACGUAAAGAAAUCAUUUUAGAGAUAAUAAAACUUGCGAUUGUCGUACUUUUUUGUGGUGUCUUAAAGGGUAUCUACCAAGUUUAAUUGAUGUUGAAUAGUAGUAAAAUUUAAAAUAUAAAAUAUCCGUGAUGUUAAACAAUUCUAUGUAUUUGACAUUGACUAUUUCCUGCUUACUUUGUGUUGAAAAGUCAAGAACGAUGCGAAAUAUUUGUAAAAUUUGUUUAUUGUAGUCUGUCAUCGGAAGUAUGUUGUCAAUAUAAUGUGCAUGUUACAGGUCGACGCAAUUAUGUACACAUCCCCGUCUAGAAUGACAUUUAUGUUAUACACCAAUGACUCAUUUCUUCAUAUAGAAUUUCAAUUUAUCUUAAGUAGCAUAUUUUUUCCCUUCAUCGUGAAUAAUUAAAAAAAGUUAGGAAAUAAGAAAGCCCUUUGACGAGUUAUUUAAACUUUCGAUAUUUUUCUGUUAAAUUAAUAAGACGCUAUUCUCAUCUUUAAAUUGAUUUGAACAUGAUGAAUGUUGAAUGUCUCAUGAACUAGCGACUAAUCUUUAAAUGAACAUGGUCUGUGUGUAUUCAUCAAUCUAAAUUAAAAUACCGUCAUUUAAACCGAAUGUUUAAUGAUUUUGGGUAUUGUAUAUGCCCAAGCUGUCUUUACAUGAGUCAUACGAACAAUACGUUGAAUUGGCUAUAGUGGUCGAUCAGCUAUAGAAGGGACACUAUAGUGAGAUCUAUCAUCUAUUUUUCCAAAAUUUUGCUUAGAAAGAUUAACAUUAUAGAGAUUGAUUUUUCUCUUGAGAUCAUCUAGCUAAGUAAACAUGAUGUGGUCGAUUUUAUCAACAAACGGAACAUGCAUAUUAUUCACAUUAUUAUUCAUAUUGAAUCAAGG
Messenger RNA from Schistosoma haematobium, 11291 nucleotides. Its product is annotated as SLIT-ROBO Rho GTPase-activating protein 1, variant 2. The transcript is spliced from 3 exons. Bases 202 to 645 code for a protein of 147 amino acids. The record is from RefSeq and is a predicted model, not a curated record. NCBI's taxonomy places the organism in Eukaryota, Metazoa, Platyhelminthes, Trematoda, Strigeidida, Schistosomatidae. Gene Ontology annotation, cellular component: cytoplasm. Gene Ontology annotation, biological process: signal transduction; negative regulation of cell migration. Gene Ontology annotation, molecular function: protein binding.